This is a messenger RNA of Medicago truncatula (barrel medic), 543 nucleotides long. Its product is annotated as VQ motif-containing protein 20. Gene Ontology annotation, cellular component: nucleus. The coding region runs from base 1 to 543 and encodes 180 amino acids. The record is from RefSeq and is a predicted model, not a curated record. The transcript has a single exon. Lineage: Eukaryota; Viridiplantae; Streptophyta; Magnoliopsida; Fabales; Fabaceae.
AUGGUGGCAUCAAAUAAACCACCCCAACAACAUCGUAGCCCGGUUAUAAUCUACACACAUUCUCCACGUGUUAUACAUACUCAGCCUAAAGAUUUCAUGGCAUUGGUGCAAAAGCUUACCGGGCUCUCUCGCUCGGAGGAGGACGACGGGAGCAAAAAUGGCAAAAAUGCCUCGUCGUCUCAAUAUCAGACCCCGAAGAAGGAGCCUGUGAGCUGCAACUAUGGGAUGUUGAUCGGAGACAAAGAGAAUGAUCGAAAAAAUGUUGUUUUGCUUAGAAAUGAGGACAAUGACACAUCCUCAUCGGUGAUCACCGAUGAGAAUAAUUAUGGUAACAACGUCGGUGAAAAUCAGGUUAACUCGUGUUUCAUUCCAUCAGAUACAUUGAUGUUGGAGCCUCCGUUGAACCCUUACAUGACAAACUUCUUGGCGUCGAGCUCAGCCGAGUUCAUGUGCUCAAGUCAGCCCUUAUUGAACUACUCAGAUUCAUUUUUCUCACAUAACAUGAGGACCUUGGGAGGGAUGAAAGAGUUUGGUGACUAUUGA